CCAGGCGGUGCUGACCAAACGGUCUGAGCGCGUGGCUGAGGCGUGCGAGCGGAGCUGGCGACGCAGCUGGGCUUCCUCAGAACUGGUGGCCUGAGCGUCGAGGAGCGGCCCUGAGAGGACUAGGGGCGUGCGAACGACGCUGUCUUGUUAAGGCUCACACUGCUGUCUCCUUUCUUCCUCUCCAGCCUUUGGCCCUUCUCGUAAGGAUGAAAAUGCUUCUGUUUGAUGUUUGGGCCCUGAUGGUCUUGAUCCCUUGCCCAGGGGCCACAGAAGAGCUAUUUGAGGUUUCUGUUUGGCCAAAUCAGGCCCUGGUGGAGUAUGGACAGUCCCUAGUGGUCAACUGCAGUACCACCUGUCCAGAGCCAGGACCCAGUGGAAUUGAGACCUUCUUAAAGAAAACCCAAGUGGGCAAAGGGCCUCAGUGGAAAGAGUUUCUCCUGGAGGAUGUCACAAAGAAUUCUGUCCUGCAGUGCUUCUUCUCUUGUGCAGGGAUCCAAAAGGACAUAAGCCUUGGCAUCACUGUGUAUGAACCACCAAAGGAGGUGAUCCUGGAGCUGCAGCCUGCAUGGGUGGCCGUGGAUGAAGCCUUUACAGUGACAUGCCAUGUGCCCAGUGUAGCACCCUUGGAGAACCUCACCCUUACCCUUCUCCAGGGUAACCAAGAACUGUAUAGAAAGAACUUUGUGAGCUUGGCUGUGACCUCCCAAAGAGCUGAAGUCACCAUCAGUGUCAGAGCCCAAAGGGAGAAUGACGGGGGCAAUUUCUCCUGCCGCGCAGAACUGGACUUGAGUUCACAAGGUGGAAGUCUCUUUCAAGGCAGCUCACUCAUCAAAGUACUCCGGAUUUUUGAAUUCUCUGACAGCCCCCAGAUCUGGGUCUCUUCACUUGUGGAGGUUGGAAUGGCAGAGUAUGUGAGCUGUGAGGUGGCUAGGGUGUUUCCUGCCAAAGAAGUUAUGUUCCACAUGUUUCUGGGAGAUCAGGAGCUGAGCCUCUUCCUCUCCUGGGAGGAGGACACAGCAUGGGCCAAUGCCACCGUUCGGGCAAUGGAGACGGGUGAUCAGGAGCUGUCCUGCCUUGUAUCUCUGGGUCCAGUGGAGCAGAAAGCAAGAAAGCCAGUGCAUGUCUACAGUUUCCCUCCACCAAUCCUGGAGCUAGAAGAACCAUACCCACUGGCAGGGACAGACAUUAAUGUGACCUGCUCGGGGCAUGUAUUAACAUCACCCAGCCCUACUCUUCGGCUUCAGGGAGCCCCAAAUCUCCCUGACCCUGGGAAGCCUGUUUGGCUUUUUCUUACUGCCAGAGAGGAAGAUGAUGGCCGAAAUUUCUCCUGUGAGGCCUCUUUGGAGGUGGAGGGUCAGCAGUUGAUUAAAACCACUGUGAUUCAGCUCCAUGUCUUAUACAAGCCACGGUUAGAGGAAUCUGAUUGCCCUGGCAACCAGACAUGGGUAGAAGGGAUGGAGCAGAUGCUUGCCUGCCUCCCAAAGGGAAACCCAGCUCCAGUCUUGGUGUGUACCUGGAAUGGGGUCAUCUUCAACCUUCAAGUGCCACAGAAGGCAACCCAGAACCACACUGGAACCUACUGCUGCACGGCCUUUAACCAGCUGGGCUCUGUUAGCAAAGACAUUGCUGUUGUCGUUCAAGGACUGGAUAAAGGAGUCAGCUCUACCAUCUUCAUCAUUAUUAUCGUCAUCCUUGGAGUGGGUUUAAUCACUGUAGCGCUAUAUUUGAACUGCAAAAGAGAGAGGAGGAAAUUGCCCUAUGGGCAGAAAGAGAAGAACAAAGAGGAGGAAAGCCAGUUUGCUGUUCAACAAGCAGAAAAGUGCAACUCACAUAAUUGUUGAAUAGAAACAGCUUUUGGUUGUAUGAAACUUCUAUUACUGGGGUUUCCCAGGGAGGGAAAAGAGGGUUAGAGGAGAAAGGAAGAAACAGAAUAUGAGGCUACAUUAACUUUUCUGUUCUUCUGUCCCAUAAAACAGUGUUCCAGGCCCCCAUGUCCCUGUGUCCAAUCCAUCCACAAGCUCACUUUUCUCCUUUGUGUUCACACUAGUCACAUUUCAUUCUCAGUUUUCAACUAGUGAGAAGGUCUCUUGCUCCUUUUUAGGUGCUUAAUCAGUCCACUCGUAGAUUCAGAAAAGAAGAUCCUGCCCUAUUCUGUCAAACAUCAGACUCAAGACAUAAUCAGACACAUCUUAGAAAUUGCAACUCAUUUCUCAUGGUUUCCUGACGACUAACUGGGAACUAAUUUUUUAGUCCAUGGACAAGACUUUGAAGGGGAUACUCCCAUCUCUGCUUUCCCCUCACCUGGGGUUCUGGAAUGCAUACUCCCAGAGCUGAGCUUGAUAUCAUUAAGGGUCCAUGACUGGUUAAGCUUCAACUGAGUAACCAUCUGUUGUGGC
Molecule: messenger RNA, 2396 nt
Organism: Microcebus murinus (gray mouse lemur)
Lineage: Eukaryota; Metazoa; Chordata; Mammalia; Primates; Cheirogaleidae
Source: RefSeq, a predicted model, not a curated record